CUAACAAACAAGGCACUCAUCUCAGGUCUCCUUAAGCAGCAGCAUUCACUCCUCCUUCAAGCUUUCGUUUCUCCCAAGUCCCCAAACUCUCCAUCUCUCUCACACACAACACACACUCAUGGAAGAACCUUUACUACAAUAUCAGACAUGGGCUCUAAAGGUAUCUAUCCACUGUCAAGGCUGCAAGACGAAAGUCAAGAAAGUUCUACAAAGCAUUGAAGGUGUCUAUGCAGUUGCUAUUGAUUCACAGCAUAAAGUCACUGUGACGGGGAAUAUUGAUGCACAGACUUUGAUAAGGAAACUACUCAAAACAGGGAAACAUGCAGAGUUGUGGCCUGAAAAACCUGCUGGAAAAGAUAAAAAAUCAGGGAAAUCAAGCAGCAAUGAAAAAGGGGGUGACUCAAAAAAUGGUGAGAACAGUGAAGAAGAAGAGGAAGAAAGUCCAGCUGGGAACAUGGAAGCAAACGUCAACCCUGCUAAGAACAGUGAAAAAGGUACAAAAGUUGUCAGAUUUGCCGGAGUUGAUGGAAUUGCCGGAGAUCAAAGGGAGAUAAAGAUUGAUGGGAAGUUGCCUGGAAGCAUUCCGGCUACUGCAGAAAAAUCUCCGGUAAGUGAACAAAAAAGCAACGCUAACAAUGGGGGUGGUGCAGAAAAGAAUAAUGGGGGAGCAGGAGGACAUGGAAAAAAGAAGAAAAAGAAAGGGAAAAAAGGUAACAGCAACAAUAACAGCAAUGCAGGUUCAGCAUCUGCUCUUGCUCCCUCAAGCACAGGAGUGGAAGGUCCAAGGGUGACGAGUCCUAAUCAGGUUACAGAUCAGAUAAAUCUGACCCCUUCAAAUCAGCAUAUGUUCCAAUAUCCACCAAGUUAUUCACCUUAUCAAGCAUAUGUCGUGAGUUACAACGCAGCACACCCAACCACCUGCACUGGUCCAAUUUGGUAUAUGUCCCCAUCACCAUACCUGUAUGCAUGUACUUACCCAGAGGUUUAUCCAGAGUACCCUGCUCCAGCACUGAGUACGUUUGAGAUUUUGAGCGAUGAGAACCCUAAUGGAUGCUAUAUAAUGUGAUCAUCCUGCUAAGAUGAAGAUGUUGUAUUUUGAGAUUUCAAGACUGAGACCGUGGGAACUUUCUUUUGUGUGCAUCAAGAAACUGUACAUAGUGCAGGCAAUGCAGGAAUGGGGAGUCAACGUCACCUUUUGAGUUUCCUGAUGUACCUUUAAUUUUGCUUAGGAUUCAGAGAUUAGAUUAGUAAUGACUAAUGACUAUCUGUCUCACUUUUUGGAACUUCCGAUGAACUUAUAGAGUUGUAUUAGUGGAGUACUAUAUUUGCCCCGAUGCCCGUUCCUAGAGCUUGUUGUGGGUUACUACUUCUUCUGAUGAAU
Coffea eugenioides is the source of this 1381-nucleotide messenger RNA. RefSeq names its product heavy metal-associated isoprenylated plant protein 35-like. NCBI's taxonomy places the organism in Eukaryota, Viridiplantae, Streptophyta, Magnoliopsida, Gentianales, Rubiaceae. The transcript has 3 exons. Gene Ontology annotation, molecular function: metal ion binding. The record is from RefSeq and is a predicted model, not a curated record. Bases 119 to 1066 code for a protein of 315 amino acids.